Messenger RNA from Coregonus sp. 'balchen', 13693 nucleotides. The record is from the annotation of a GenBank genome assembly. NCBI's taxonomy places the organism in Eukaryota, Metazoa, Chordata, Actinopteri, Salmoniformes, Salmonidae.
AUGAGGCAUCUGAUUCUGAUAGGUCAGACAUGGCAUCAUGGCUAGUAGUGUAUCCUGUCUGUACCAAGCCAGUGUGUGUGUGUGUGUGUGUGUGUGUGUGUACAGUGGGUAUCAUAAGUAUUCACCCCCUUUGUUUAGGCAAGCCUAAAUUAGUUGACUAGUAACAUUUGUCUUAACAAAUCACAUACGUUACAUGGACUCACUCUGUGUGAAAUAAUAGCGGUUAACAUGAUUUUUGAAUGACUACCCCUUCCUCUGUCCCCCAUACAUACAACAUCUGUAAGGUCGCUCAGUCUAUUAUUGAAUUUCAAGCACAUAUUCAACUACAAAGACCAGGGAGCUUUUAGAAAGCCUCAUAAAGAAGGGCAGUGAUUGGUAGAUGGGUAACAAUAACACAUCAGACAUAGAAUAUCUCUAAGCAUUGUCAAGUUAAUAAUUAUGCUGUGGAUUAUAUAUUUAACCACCCAGACACAUCAAAGAUACAGUCGUCCUUCUGAACUGAGCUGCAGGAGAGGAAGGAAACUGCUCAGGGAUGUCACUGGCUGUGAUAGGGGAAAACUGAGGAUGGAUCAACAACAUUGUAGUGACUCCACAAUAAUGACCUAAACAACAGAGUGAAAAUAAGAAUACAAAUAUACAGAAUACAAAUAUUCCAAAACAUGCAUUCUGUAUGCAACAAGGCACUAAAGUUAUACAGCAAAGGAAUACACUUUUUGUCCUAAAUGCAAAGCCUUACGUUUGGGCAAAUCCAACACAACACUGAGUAACUGCCACCUUUUUUUCAAGCAUGGUGGUGGCUGCAUCAUGGUAUGGGUAUGUUUGACAUCGCCAAAGACUGGGGAGUUUUUCAGGAUGAAAAGAAACGGGAUGGAGCUAAGCACAGGCAAAAUCCUAGAGGAAAACCUGCUUCAGUCUGCUUUCCACCAGACACUGGGAGAGAAAUGCACCUUUCAGCAGGACAAUAACCUACAACACAAGGCCAAAUCUACACUGGAGUUGCUUACCAAGAAGACGGUGAAUGCUCCUGAGUGGCCAAGUUACAGUUUUGACUUAAAUCUGGUUGAAAAACUAUGGCAAGACUUGACAAUUGCUGUAGCCAUAACCCCCAACUCCUUGACAGAGCUAUAUUGCACAAUCCAGGUGUGCAAAGCUCUUAGAGACUAAACAGAGAAGACUGACAGCUGUAAUCACUACUAAAGGCGUUUCUACCAUGUAUUGACUCAGGGGGGUGAAUACUAAUCAAGGUAUAUUCAUUUUUCAAUUUCCAUUACUUUUUAAGAAAUAUUUCGAAUUAUUUUGUGUAGAUCGUGAUUUUGUGUAAAAUGUGAAGAAAUCCAAGGGGAGUGAAUACUUACGAUACCCACUGUAUGUGUGUGUAUAUGUGUGUGUGUGUGUAUGUGUAUGUGUGUGUGUGUGUAUGUGUAUGUGUGUGUGUGUAUGCGUGUGUGUGUGCAUGUGCAUGUGUGUACAAAGACCUAGUGUUCUCUCCAUGGUACUGUACAGUACCCGCAAUGACAUGACGCUGCCAGUCCAAUGCAGUGGUGGUGAAACAAAUGGGACCCUAUUACCUUCGUAGUGCACUUCUUUUGACCAGGGCCCAUAGUGUAUUGGUAAUGAACUAUAUAGGGAAUAGGGUGCCAUUUAGAAUGACAUCAGGGUUGUGUAACUAUAAUUCCAUUGUGAAAUCUCAAUCAUGACAUUGUUUACCAUGCCCCUUCCCUACCCAAUCUCUUUUAUUCUGUCUGACUGUGCCAAGCAUCUCUCAGUCUCUGCCUCUCUGUCUCUCUGUCUCUCUGUCUCUCUCUCUCUCUCUCUCUCUCUCUCUCUCUCUCUCUCUCUCUCUCUCUCUCUCUCUCUCUCUCUCUCUCUCUCUCUCUCUCUCUCUCAUAGAAGAGCUAUUCACACACUUAUCUCUGUCCUGUUUUGGGGGUAAAGUAGGGAGUGUACUGUGCUGCUGUGUAAACCAGGCAUCCCGAAUUGCACCCUGUUCACUAAAUAUUGCACUACUUUUGACCGGGGCCCAUAGGGAGUAGGGUUUAUUUUGGGAUGCAGCCUGUGUGUUCCUGUUCUGUUCCUGAAGAAGGCAAACUGCUGCGAGGGACAGACGGUUGUCUUGGUAACCCCUGGAAACACUCUCUGUCCUAGUCUGCCCUUCUGUUCUUUCUGUUCUUUUUCAUUCUGUGACCCCCUCCCUCCCUCCCUCCCUCCUCCCUCCCUCCAUCCUCUCUGUGACCCCCCUCCCUCCCUCCCUCCCUCCCUCCCUCCCUCCCUCCCUCCCUCCCUCCAUCCUCUCUGUGACCCCCCUCCCUCCCUCCCUCCCUCCCUCCCUCCCUCCCUCCCUCCCUCCCUCCCUCCUUCCCUCCCUCCAUCCUCUCUGUGACCCCCCUCCCUCCCUCCCUCCCUCCCUCCCUCCCUCCCUCCCUCCAUCCCUCCCUCCCUCCCUCCCUCCCUCCUCUCUGUGACCCCAUCCCUCCCUCCUCCCCCUCCCUCCCUCCCUCCCUCCCUCCCUCCCUCCCCCUCCCCCUCCCUCCCUCCCUCCCUCCCCUCCCUCCUCCCUCCCUCCCCUCCCUCCCUCCAUCCCUCCCUCCCUCCCUCCCUCCCUCCCUCCCUCCCUCCCUCCCUCCCUCCUCUCUGUGACCCCCCUCCCUCCCUCCCUCCCUCCCUCCUCCCUCCCUCCCUCCCUCCCUCCCUCCCUCCCUCCAUCCCCCUCCCUCCCUCCCUCCCUCCCUCCCUCCCUCCAUCCUCUCUGUGACCCCCAUCCCUCCCUCCCCCCUCCCUCCCUCCCUCCCUCCCCCUCCCUCCCUCCCUCCCUCCCGUCCCUCCCUCCCUCCCUCCCUCCCUCCCUCCCUCCCUCCAUCCAUCCUCUCUGUGACCCCUCCAUCCAUCCCUCCCUCCCUCCCCCCCUCCCUCCCCCCUCCCUCCCUCCCUCCCUCCCUCCCUCCAUCCUCUCUUCAGUGAAGUUCACGUCACCCUCUCUCUGUGUUCAUCAAAUUAAAAUCAAAUCAAAGUUUAUUGGUUGUGUACACGGUUUGGCAGAUGUUAUAGCAGCUGCAACCAAAUGCUUGUGUUACUAGCUCCAGUCAAUGCAGUAAAAAUGUCAAACAAGUACACAAAUAAUAUUCAAAAACUGAAGGACAAGAAAUCACGAAUAUCAUGACGAAUCCAUUUAACAACCCAAAUAACACUGUAUAAGUAAUCCAAAUGCAAUCUACUGCAUGUUAUAUACACCAACAAGAUAUACUAAGAAUGAAAUGUACAGCAGUAGAUAUAUUACAGUGAGCUAUGACCAGAGAAGUAUAUGCAGUACCAGUCAAAAGUUUGGACACACCUACUCAUUCAAGGGGUUUUCUUUAUUUUUACUAUUUUCUACAUUGUAGAAUAAUAGUGAAGACAUCAAAACUAUGAAAUAACACAUAUGGAAUCAUGUAGUAACCAAUAAAGUGUUAAACAAAUCAAAAUAUAUUUUAUAUUUGAGAUUCUACAAAGUAGCCACCCUUUGCCUUGAUUACAGCUUUGCACACUCUUAGCAUUCUCUCAACCAGCUUCAUGAGGUAGUCAACUGGAAUGCAUUUCAAUUAACAGUGCCUUCUUAAAAGUUAAUUUGUGGAAUUUCUUUCCUUCUUAAUGCGUUUGAGCCAUUUAGUUGUGUUGUGACAAGGUAGGGGUGGUAUACAGAAGAUAGCCCUAUUUGGUAAAAGACCAAGUCCAUAUUAUGGCAAGAACAGCUCAAAUAAGCAAAGAGAAACGACAGUCCAUCAUUACUUUAAGACAUGAAGGUCAGUCAAUCUGGAGAAAUUCAAGAACUUUUCAAGUUUCUUCAAGUGCAGUCGCAAAAACCAUCUACCGCUAUGAUGAAACUGGCUCUCAUGAGGACCGCCACAGGAAAGGAAGACCCAGAGUUACCUCUGCAGCAGAGGAUAAGUUUGUUAGAGUUAACUGCACCUCAGAUUGCAGCCCAAAUAAAUGCUUCACAGAGUUCAAGUAACAGACACAUCUCAACAUCAACUGUUCAGAGGAGACUGCGUGAAUCAGGCCUUUCGAAUUGCUGCAAAGAAACCACUACUAAAGGACACCGAUAAGAAGAAGAGACUUGCUUUGGCCAAGAAACACGAGCAAUGGACAUUAGACUGGUGGAAAUCUGUCCUUUGGCUGAUGAGUCCAAAUUUGAGAUUUUUGGUUCCAACCGCCGUGGCUUUGUAAGACGCAGAGUAGGUGAACGGAUGAUCUCUGCAUGUGUGGUUCACACCACUAAGCAUGGAGGAGGAGGUGUGAUGACGUGGGGGUGCUUUGCUGGUGACACUGUCUGUGAUUUAUUUAGAAUUCAAGGCACACUUAACCAGAAUGGCUACCACAGCAUUCUGCAGCGAUACGCCAUCCCAUCUGGUUUGCGCUUAAAGGGACUAUCAUUUGUUUUUCAACAGGGAAAUGACCCAAAACACACCUACAGGCAGUGUAAGGGCUAUUUGACCAAGAAGGAGAGUGAUGGAGUACUGCAUCAGAUUACCUGGCCUCCACAAUCACCCGACCUCAACCCAAUUGAGAUGGUUUGGGAUGAAUUGGACCGCAGAGUGAAGGAAAAGCAGCCAAGAAGUGCUCAGCAUAUGUGGGAACUCCUUCAAGACUAUUGGAAAAGCAUUCCUCAUGAAGCUGGUUGAGAGAAUGCCAAGAGUGUGCAAAGCUGUCAUCAAGGCAAAGGGUGGCUACUUUGAAGAAUCUAAAAUCUAAAAUAUAUUUUAAUUUGUUUAACACCUGCUGCUCACCUGCAGCUCACCUCUUCUCUCAGUUCUCUUCACCCACUUUCUGUGUUCAUUCACCUCUCUGUGUGUCUUCUCUGUGUUCAUUCACCUCUCCUCCCCGGCUCACCUCUGAGUUUACUUCACCCUCUCUAUGUUUCAUUUGCUUCCUUUUUCCCUCUCUCUCUAGACGAGAACCUGUAGAGAUCGAGAGAGAGGGAGAUCGAGAGAUUACUCGUCUCUCUCGUCUAUCCCUUCUCUCUCUCUCGCGUCUCAUCCCUCUCUCGCUUCUCUCUCUCUCUCUCUCUCUCUCUCUCUCUCUCUCUCUCUCUCUCUCUCUCUCUCUCUCUCUCUCUCUCUCUCCCCCUCUCUCACCAUGGUCUGAUGAUGAACACCACGGUCUGAUGAUGAACACCACGGUCUGAUGAGAACGGGUCUGAUGAUGAUGAACACCAAGGCAUGAUGAUGAACACCACGGCCUGAUGAUGAACACCACGGCCUGAUGAUGAACACCAAGGCCUGAUGAUGAACACCACGGUCUGAUGAUGAACACCACGGCCUGAUGAUGAACACCACGGCCUGAUGAUGAACACCACGGCCUGAUGAUGAACACCACGGUCUGAUGAGAACGGGUCUGAUGAUGAUGAACACCAAGGCCUGAUGAUGAACACCACGGCCUGAUGAUGAACACCACGGUCUGAUGAUGAACACCACGGUCUGAUGAGAACGGGUCUGAUGAUGAUGAACACCAAGGCAUGAUGAUGAACACCACAGUCUGAUGAUGAACACCACGGCCUGAUGAUGAACACCACGGCCUGAUGAUGAACACCACGGCCUGAUGAUGAACACCACGGCCUGAUCAUGAACCCCACGGCCUGAUGAGAACAGGUCUGAUGAUGAUGAACACCACGGCCUGAUGAUGAACACCACGGUCUGAUGAGAAUGGGUCUGAUGAUGAUGAACACCAAGGCCUGAUGAUGAACACCACGGCCUGAUGAUGAACACCACGGCCUGAUGAUGAACACCAAGGCCUGAUGAUGAACACCACGGUCUGAUGAUGAACACCACGGCCUGAUGAUGAACACCAAGGCCUGAUGAUGAACACCACGGCCUGAUGAUGAACACCACGGCCUGAUGAUGAACACCAAGGCCUGAUGAUGAACACCACGGCCUGAUGAUGAACACCACGGCCUGAUGAUGAACACCACGGCCUGAUGAUGAACACCACGGCCUGAUGAUGAACACCAAGGCCUGAUGAUGAACACCAAGGCAUGAUGAUGAACACCACAGUCUGAUGAUGAACACCACGGUCUGAUGAUGAACACCACGGUCUGAUGAGAACGGGUCUGAUGAUGAUGAACACCAAGGCCUGAUGAUGAACACCACGGCCUGAUGAUGAACACCACGGCCUGAUGAUGAACACCACGGUCUGAUGAUGAACACCACGGUCUGAUGAUGAACACCACGGUCUGAUGAGAACGGGUCUGAUGAUGAUGAACACCACGGCCUGAUGAUGAACACCACGGCCUGAUGAUGAACACCACGGUCUGAUGAUGAACACCACGGUCUGAUGAGAACGGGUCUGAUGAUGAUGAACACCAAGGCAUGAUGAUGAACACCACGGCCUGAUGAUGAACACCACGGCCUGAUGAUGAACACCACGGUCUGAUGAUGAACACCACGGUCUGAUGAGAACGGGUCUGAUGAUGAUGAACACCAAGGCCUGAUGAUGAACACCACGGCCUGAUGAUGAACACCACGGUCUGAUGAUGAACACCACGGUCUGAUGAUGAACACCACGGCCUGAUGAGUACGGGUCUGAUGAUGAACACAACGUCCUGAUGAGUACGGGUCUGAUGAGAACGGGUCUGAGGAUGAACACCACGUCCUGAUGAGUACGGGUCUGAUGAGUACGGGUCUGAUGAUGAACACCAUGGUCUGAUGAGUACGGGUCUGAUGAGUACGGGUCUGAUGAUGAACACCACGUCCUGAUGAGUACGGGUCUGAUGAUGAACACCACGGCCUAAUGAGAACGGGUCUGAUGAGUACGGGUCUGAUGAUGAACACCACGUCCUGAUGAGUACGGGUCUGAUGAUGAACACCACGUCCUGAUGAGUACGGGUCUGAUGAUGAACACCACGUCCUGAUGAGUACGGGUCUGAUGAUGAACACCACAUCCUGAUGAGUACGGGUCUGAUGAUGAACACCACGUCCUGAUGAGAACGGGUCUGAUGAUGAACACCACGGCCUAAUGAGAACGGGUCUGAUGAGUACGGGUCUGAUGAUGAACACCACGUCCUGAUGAGUACGGGUCUGAUGAUGAACACCACGUCCUGAUGAGUACGGGUCUGAUGAUGAACACCACGUCCUGAUGUGUACGGGUCUGAUGAUGAACACCACAUCCUGAUGAGUACGGGUCUGAUGAUGAACACCACGUCCUGAUGAGUACGGGUCUGAUGAUGAUGAACACCUUGGCCUGAUGAGAACGUGUCUGAUGAAUACUGGUCUGAUGAUGAACACCAAGGUCUGAUGAGUACGGGUCUGAUGAUGAACACCACGGCCUGAUGAGAACGGGUCUGAUGAUGAACACCAAGACCUGAUGAGUAUGGGUCUGAUGAUGAACACCAUGGCCUGAUGAGAACGGGUCUGAUGAAUACGGGUCUGAUGAUGAACACCACGGUCUGAUGAGUACGGGUCUGAUGAUGAUGAACACCACGGCCUGAUGAGAACGGGUCUGAUGAAUACGGGUCUGAUGAUGAACACCACGGUCUGAUGAGUACGGGUCUGAUGAUGAACACCACGGCUGAUGAGAACGGGUCUGAUGAGAACGGGUCUGAUGAUGAACACCACAGCCUGAUGGGAAACGAACUCACAACCCUGGCGUUGCUAGCGCCAUGCUCUACCAACUGAGCUACAGGGGAAACACACAGAGGUGUUGCGUAGUCACUUUACCCCUACCUAUAUGUACAAACCUACCUCAGUUACCUCGUACCCCUCCCUGCACAUCCACUCAGUACUGGUACUCCCUGUAUAUAUCCAUUUUUAUGGUACCCCCGAUAUAGCCAGACUGACCCCUGCACAUCGACUCAGUACUGGUACUCCUGUAUAUACCCAAUGUUAUUACCUGGUCCCCUCCGCAAUCGACUAUAUGGACCCAUGUAUAUAUCCGUUAACGGUACCCCUGAUAUAGCAUGAAACCCUUUACUGCACAUCCCGUACUGGAUCCUGUAUAUAGCCAUGUUAUUAUACAUGUACUCACACUGGUAUAUAGCCAUGUUCUUACCUGUAUGCACAUCACCAGUCUGUUUGUAUAUAUCCAUGUUAUUACCUGGUAAUCCCUGUAUAUAGCCAUGUUAUUACUCGUACCCCUGCACAUCCACUCAGUACUGGUACUCCCUGUAUAUAGCAUGGUAUUACUGUACCCCUGCAACAUCACUAGUACUGGUACUUCCUGUAUAUCCAUGUUAUUACCUCGUACCCCCUGAACAUCGACUCAGUAUGGAUUCCUGUAUAUCCCCAUGUUAUCCCUGUACCCCCCCCUGACACGACUCAGUAGGUACUCCUGUUAAUCCUGUUUUUACUCGUACCCCCCCCUGCAAUCGAUCAGUAUGGUAUUUCCGUAAUAUCCUGUAUUACUGGUACUCCCUGAUAUAUCAAUGUUAUUAUGGUAUUUUCCCUGUAUAUACCCAGUUAUUACUGUCCCCCUCCCCACAUCGACUCAGUGGGGUUUUCCCCCUGUAAAUUCCAUGUUAUUACCUGGACCCCCUGAAUGCCAUGUUAUACCUGGUACUCCCUGUAUAUAUCCAUGUUAUUACCUGGUACUCCCUGUAUAUAUCCAUGUUAUUACCUGGUACUCCCUGUAUAUAGCCAUGUUAUUACCUUGUACCCCUGCACAUCCACUCAGUGCUGGUACUCCCUGUAUAUAGCCAUGGUAUUACCUUGUACUCCCUGUAUAUAGCCAUGUUAUUACCUUGUACUCCCUGUAUAGCCAUGGUAUUACCUAGUACUCCCUGUAUAGCCAUGAUAUUUUUUAGUAGUUAUUGUUGUUCGUUAUUCACUGUGUGUUUAAGGGUGGCGGGUAGCCUGGCGGUUACAGCAUUGGGCCAAUAACUGAAAGGUCGCUGGUUCUACAGUUUUUUACAAUCACUUUGGCACUAAUUUCAGAACCUUGACGUCAUUUUUCAAAACUCUAGACACAAAACUCAAAACGGUCAUCACUUGUAACACAGGCUGUCCCAAUGUUCAAAACAUUGCAUUGUGCAUUCAUAUCUUUAAAGAAAUCUUACACUUGCACAAUCAUUGAUUCAAAAUACCAAAUGUAUUGUGAAAUACCAAUGAAACGUUAAUUUAGAUCACCCACACACAAGCAACCGAUAGUUUCACUGUGUCAUUGUUCAUACAAUCAUUAAAUAUUGUAGUACAAAAUAGGUGAUACAUGUUUCAUUAUGGUACUACAUGUAAAUACAUCCCUGUAAAAGUACUGCAGUAGUAGAGAGAAUACUACAGACACAGUGGAAUCAUUGAACAAAAUCUGAGAUAUAUUGAUGAAAAACAAUACAGUACUGUAAAACAUCAACUUGCUUGCUUGUACUAUAAAAAGCAAAACGUAGGAGUGAUUACUGUACUUCUACAUUUUCAUCAACUCUGUCUUGUGGAUUUGGCCACAGGUUCUCAUCUACAUCACAAUGGAUGUUUUCAUUAGCCAAACAUCUUGGAAAAAACCUUUGGCCAAUGGCGAAUCCAGGCCUGACACUGGUCUGCCGUGAUGUCAUUGCAUGCGUCAUCCAUGGCCUGGAGAAGAGUGACUUGUUCAUGAGGGCACCUAUCAUAAACCUUCCAUCUCCAUGUGGAGAGAAAUUCCUCAAUCGGGUUAAGGAAAGGAGAGUAUGGGGGUAAAUACAGGGUGGUAAAUUGUGCAUGGGCCUGAAACCAUGCUUGCACCAUAUGAGCAUGGUGGGACCUGACAUUAUCCCACACAAUGACAUAGGUCACGCCAUCAGCUCUACAGACCUGAUCGAGCAGGUUACAAGGGAACCAUAGAAACGGUGUCUGAUAGAGAAUGAUGAUGAAAUAUUACAUCCAUAGAUAAUGUAGUCUAAUUGGUUCAUGCUCCACGCUAAUUGGUGACAGUGAAUCUCGUUACUUUGAAACUUUCAUGAUCUAAACAUGGAAUAUAUUUUGUCUGUUUCCAUACAACUAUGCAUUAAGAGCAAUGCAACAGGUACUUUUCAUUUUGAGCAGUUGUAUCAAUUGAUAGUUGGAUAAUUGUAAUGAAAUGAAUAGACACUCAUCUGAAAUGUAAUGUGUGAAUUGCCUUUUGAAAUAGUAGUACAUUGAUGUUAAGUUGUGUCAUAUUGAACAGGUGAUUUUUGUUAAAUGAACAAAUGAUCUUAGUUUUAUGUGUAUUGUAUCCAAGCAAUUGAAAAAAGUGUUAGAGUUUUGAAAAAAUGUGCAUUUUGAUCAUUGGUUGUGAGUUUUGUGUCUAGAGUUUUGAAAAAUGACGUCAAGGUUCUGAAAUUAGUGCCAAAGCGAUUAAAAAAAACUGUAAUACCCGAGCCGACAAGGUGAAAUUCUCUCAAUGUGCCCUUGAGCAAGGCACUGAACCCUAGUUUGUUCCAGUGGUGCUGUACUACUAUGGUUGACCCUAUAAAACAACACAUUCCACUGCACCUAUCCGGUGUAUGUGACAAUACAAAUAUUUAUUUUUAUUUUAUAUGUUACUAUUUUUAUUUUUAUUUAAUUUUUUAAAAAUCUUUAUUUCUAUCUUGAACUCUGCGUUGUUGGAAAAGGACCCGGAAGUAAAAAUAUCACUGUUAGUGUACUGCUGUUGUCUACCAAGCACGGGACAAAGAACAUUUGAUCUGAUUUAUUACAUAAGAUAUGACAAUGUCUGUGUCCCAAUAUGCACCCCAUUCUCACUGUACUGUACUGUACCACACACACACACACACACACACAGUGUAUGUCUGUGUGUGUGUGUGUGUGUGUGUGUGUGUGUGUGUGUGUGUGUGUGUGUGUGUAUGCGUGUGUGUGUUUGCGUGCGUGUGUGUGUGUAUGUGUGUGUGUGUGUGCGUGUGUGUGUGUGUGUGUGUGCGUGUGUGUGCGUGCGUGCGUGCGUGCGCGCGUGUGUGUGCGUGUGCGUGCGUGCGUGCGCGCGUGCGUAUGCGUGAGUGUGAGUGUGUGAGUGUGAGUGUGUGUGUGCGCGUGCGCGUGCGUGCGCGUGCGUGCGCGUGCGCGUGCACGUGUGUGUGUGUGUGUGUGUGUGCGUGUGCGUGUGCGUGUGCAGUACAGUGGUGGCCAAUCUGGCAAAUCCUCUGAGUUUGGGUAAGGAGGGAUAAUCGGUUUUGACAGGAAAUUGCCAGAAGAAGAACACAAUGUCUAAAGGCUAUUAUGUGGGAGGUUCCACAUUCACUGGAAGACAGGAGUGAUUACUGGAUAUGUCCAACAUCUUUGGGACCAUAGAGAUGCUAUAAACAGACCAUAGACUGUUCCAUUUAAUUCUGUGUUUGGGACAGACAGACCCCUUAUUUCCAUCCAACUGUAUGUCUGUAAUGAGUACGAUGUGCUGUCUGUCUGUCUGUGUACUUCUGUAUGCUGACAUGCUGUAUCCCAUAGAAAGAAUGUCCUAAUGGAUACAAACAAAGUAAUCAACCUGUGUUUAGACUUGUCGAUAGGCAGAAAAUACGUCCAGAAUCUUUGAGCCUGACAGUCCCCAGUCCCCCUGUUUCCGUCCAACCUCUGUGUGUUUUGACUUGAGACAGGCAGAGGACGCAGACAGGCCUCAGCGUUGGAGGAAGAAGCUGACCCAGAGCCAGACUGGGACUGGGCCUGGGGGUCAGGAUCACCCUGGUUCUGAUAGUGACCCAGACAGCAUCAGUCGCCAGGCUCUGCUGGAUCAGGUCGGUGGUACCGCAAGAAUUACAGCCUUGGUGGAUACCAUCCAUAUACCAUUACCAAUCAUAUAGAUAAAUGAAUAAAUACAUUUGUAUACAUUUAAAUACAUUUGUCUCUAUGAUACCAAUACGAUUAAUAAUGUAAGAAUAUGUUACUGUAAAAGAAAAAAGAAAUGUAACCGAAACCCAUGAGGUUGUCUUUCUGUCUCUGUGUCUCUCACAGUUUCAUUUUCUACACAGUAGUAUUGUAGGUGUUGAUUUUGAUAUUUUUGUGUUGGACAUCAGCGCCAUCUAGAGGCGUACAGAAACAUGCACCGUCUCAGAGACGUCCUGUACCAUCGAUACUCUGCCAUGCUCAGAGAAAAGAUACACACACAGAGACAGGAGAUACAACGACGUGCGGAGGCAGCUGGGGCAGUCACGGAGGACAAACACACACCGGUAAAGCACAUUCAAAUGUUAUUCAUGUAGGAUUAGGCUUGCAACAUUACAGUAACCUUCCCAAAAUUCCCUGGUUUUCCAUAAAUCCUGGUUGGAAGAUUCCCAAGAUCAGGAUGGAAUAAUCAGGAAAUCCCGAAGCCUACAACCCGGAUUUCUGGAAAUUUUGACAAAUGUACAACCCUAUGUAUGACCAAGUGGACUGAUAACGCACCCUAUGAAACACUAAUGAAACAACCUUAUAAACACACAAAAACACAUGGUAAUUCUGUUUAUUGCUUUCAAUACUUUCAUUCGGUAUUACACACUGAGAUGUAGGUAAGAGAAGUUAUGUAAUACCAGUCGAUCGCCAACAGGGGUCAGUGUCAGGCUACAAAUUAGUCUACCAGGGCUCUCCACCCCUCUUCAUGGAAAGCUACCAUCCCAGGGUUCUACACAAGAUUUUUCCACCUGGUGGCACCAGCACAUGAUUUGGUUUCACCAUUUUAAAAAAUAUAUAAUGACCUGGCCUGUGUCCCAUAAUGUGGCUGCAUUCCAUGCAGAACCAGGCCAAUAAUGACUAGCCAUCUUUUAAAUGAGCAUGUCCUUGUGUUCUUACAGUAAUUUGGAUAGAUUUACUGUAACAGGUCUGGUGUACAGUAGUUACCCUUUAAUUCAGGUGCGUGCCAGCCAGACUGCUGUGUUCGGCUACCAGGUGUUUCUGGGUGUUUCUGUAGCACACUUGUGAUGGAGUUUUCAAAACAAAUGGCAACUGGAUUGAUGCAAAUAAUCAUGAUUGUGCCAGGUAGGCAUAGACUACUUUGUAGUUACCAGGCCUAGAAUUUUGUGAUUUAGGGGCAAGGCCAUUUGGCCUUCAAGAGGAUCCCAAUCUGCCAGGGCAGCAAGGCCAUCUGUCAGGGCAGCAAGGCCAUCUGUCAGGGCACCAAGGCCAUCUGCCAGGGCACCAAGGCCAUCUGCCAGGGCACCAAGGCCAUCUGCCAGGGCACCAAGGCCAUCAGUCAGGGCACCAAGGCCAUCUGCCAGGGCACCAAGGCCAUCUGCCAGGGCAGCAAGGCCAUCUGCCAGGGCACCAAGGCCAUCAGCCAGGGCACCAAGGCCAUCUGUCAGGGCACUAAGGCCAUCUGCCAGGGCACCAAGGCCAUCUGUCAGGGCACCAAGGCCAUCUGUCAGGGUACCAAGGCCAUCUGUCAGGGCACUAAGGCCAUCUGCCAGGGCACCAAGGCCAUCUGCCAGGGCACCAAGGCCAUCUGCCAGGGCACCAAGGCCAUCUGCCAGGGCACCAAGGCCAUCUGCCAGGGCACCAAGGCCAUCUGUCAGGGCACUAAGGCCAUCUGCCAGGGCACCAAGGCCAUCUGUCAGGGCACUAAGGCCAUCUGCCAGGGCACCAAGGCCAUCUGCCAGGGCACCAAGGCCAUCUGUCAGGGCACUAAGGCCAUCUGCCAGGGUACUAAGGCCAUCUGCCAGGGCACUAAGGCCAUCUGCCAGGGCACCAAGGCCAUCUGCCAGGGUACCAAGGCCAUCUGCCAGGGUACCAAGGCCAUCUGCCAGGGUACCAAGGCCAUCUGCCAGGGCACCAAGGCCAUCUGCCAGGGCACCAAGGCUAUUAACCAAAAUAGGCAAUUCAAUUGA